AUGGCGGAUGUGCGGGGGAAACCCCCACCAGAGCAGCCUGGAGAUAAACUUUCAGAAACUGGUGAAGUCCAGCGCAAGGAGGUUUGCCGCUGGCCGUGCCGCUGCCCGCCGGUGCCAGCCUGCACCCCUGGGGUCAGCCUGGUGAAGGAUGGCUGUGGCUGCUGUAAGGUCUGUGCCAAGCAGGCAGGAGAGCCCUGCAAUGAAGCAGAUGUCUGUGAUCCCCACAAAGGGCUCUACUGUGACUACUCAGAAGACAAGCCUAGGUAUGAAACAGGCGUGUGUGCAUAUCUGGUAGCUGUAGGAUGUGAGCUCAAUGGAGUUUAUUACACCAACGGGCAGACCUUUCAGCCCAACCGGCUUUAUAAGUGCCUGUGUGUCAGUGGUACAAUUGGAUGUACCCCAGCAUUCACACCAAGAUUAACAGGAAGCACCUGUGCCCAGGUCUCAGGCAGAAAGAAGCCAGGACAAUCCAUCUGUGGCCUGGGACAGCACAAGCAACUUCAAUCAACCAACUACAGACUGAUGUCAGCUUACAGAAGCUUACCACUAGUUUUGAAGAAAAAGUGCCUCAUACAGGCAACUCCCUGGACACCCUGUUCCAGGACCUGUGGCAUAGGCAUAUCCAGCAGAGUGACCAACGACAACAGAAAAUGUGAAAUGAAAAAAGAAAAGAGAUUAUGCUUCAUCCAGCCUUGUCUGACCAAUAUGCUGAAGAAAAUAAAGAUUCCAAAGGGAAAAACAUGCCAACCAACUUUCCAGCUUCCAACAGCAGAGAAGCUAGUUUUUUCUGGAUGCUCAACUACUCAAAGAUAUAAACUAACUUUCUGUGGUGUAUGCUUGGACAAGAGGUGCUGCAUUCCUAACAAGUCCAAAAUGAUCACUGUACAGUUUGAGUGUCCCAACGAAGGCUUCUUCAGGUGGAAGAUGAUGUGGAUAACAUCGUGUGUGUGCCAGAGGAUUUGCAGUGCUCCAGGAGAUAUAUUUUCCCAACUCAAACUCCUAUGACAAAUUGCACCAUUGACUGUAACACAGGGAGUGCAACAGCACAUUCACACCCUGAAGAGGCAGCUGCCUGACUCCCUGCCACAGCAGUGUUUAUCAUGAAACUGCAGAAGUGAAUAUUCACUCAUUUAUUAACUAGCACCUGUAAAA
Molecule: messenger RNA, 1152 nt
Organism: Agelaius phoeniceus (red-winged blackbird)
Lineage: Eukaryota; Metazoa; Chordata; Aves; Passeriformes; Icteridae
Source: RefSeq, a predicted model, not a curated record